Molecule: messenger RNA, 4096 nt
Organism: Mesocricetus auratus (golden hamster)
Lineage: Eukaryota; Metazoa; Chordata; Mammalia; Rodentia; Cricetidae
Gene: Sgo2
Product: shugoshin 2
Exons: 9
Coding region: 242-3754 (1170 amino acids)
Cellular component (GO): chromosome, centromeric region
Source: RefSeq, a predicted model, not a curated record
GUAGAGUUGUGGCUAGCCCCGGAGCUGGCGGGGCGGUAAGUCGGCGCCGGUGAGGCCAGCAGGGCCGCCGCGUCUGCGGAGCCCGAGCCCUUCUCGGCUGGUUCCCUCGGCGCUGCAGUCCUCCCCUCCCCGCCGCGGGGCGCUGGGUCUGGAGAGCUGGCGUGGGAUCCGGGCCGCCACCUCUGGUCUGCCUUUGAGUUCCCAGCUGGGCAAGGGGUCGAGCCACCAGCUUUUUUCAGUGAUGGAGUACCCAGUGAUGGAAGUUAACUCUGUUACCUCAGGAAUUAAGAGACGAGUGAAAGACAGAAUUGGGAAGACAAAGUUGAAUGUUUCUCUUGCUUCAAAAAUCAAAACAAAAAUAUUAAACAAUUCUUCUAUUUUCAAGAUCUCACUAAAGCAUAACAACAGAGCAUUAGCUCAGGCUCUAAGUCGAGAGAAAGAGAAUUCUCGAAGAAUUACUACCGAAAAGAUGCUAUUACAAAAAGAAGUAGAGAAACUGAAUUUUGAGAAUACCUUUCUUCGCCUAAAGCUAAAUAACUUGAAUAAGAAGCUUAUAGAAAUAGAAUCACUUGUGAACAAUAAUUUGAUAACUGCAAUUGAAAUGAGCAGUCUUUCUGAGUUCCAUCAAAGUUCUUUUCUCCUGUCAGCUAACAAGAAGAAAAGGAUCAGUAAGCAAUGCAAGUCUGUGCAUCUUCCAUUUGCAAGGGUUCCAUUAACUUCAGAAAAUGAUGAUGAUGAUGAUGAUGAUGAUGGUGGUGGUGGUAGUGAUGGUGGUGGUGGUGGUGAUGGUGAUAAAUGGAAAACAGAGUGUAACAACAGAAUUACAUCAAAGACAUCAGCUGAUACCACCUCUUCGGAAUCAAGACAAUCCUUGUCCUUACAUCAGUGUGAUUUGGAAUUAUUACUUCCUAAGAAAGAGAACCAGAAUAUAUGUGGCUCAAGUUAUUCAGAACAUACUUCUAGUGUUGAUGUACUUCCUAAAGAAAGCUGUGAUGACUCAGAUCAAAGUCCUAAGAGUUCUCUGAGUGAGAUGAAAACUGCCCCAUCUCCCAGCUUCAGAAGGGAAAAACCAUCACUUAAUGUGACUGAGAGGAGGAAGCGUGGGUCUUCUACUGCAGAUAAUCUAUAUGUGACAGACUUAGAUUACCAACAUAUUUCAAGUCCAGGAUUCAAUUGGAAUGAUAAGAUAAGUGGUUGUACUAGUGAAACCAAAAGUAAUCUGCAAAGAAAUACACAGUGUUUUCCUGACUUGCCUCCAGAGUCUGCCAGCGACCCUAAUGCACAGCACAUGGAGACAGUGCAGAAGACUGAUGACUGUCAGUUGCAAAAAACUGUGUACGAAAACGCUGACAUGGAUUUAACUGCUAGUGAAGUAAGCAAAAUCAUUACCAUUUCAAAAAGCAAUAAAAAUCAAAGUAAGAAAAAGGCAGAUUGUAGAAAGGAAACUUUUAGAAAAGUGAAAGAUCCAAGCUCUGAAAAAAAGAGAGAAAGAUCAAAGAGAAAAUGUAAAGGUAGUUCAGAAAUGGGUGCUGAAGGAAAAAUGGAAAGCAGACCAGAAAGAGGCUCUGUGGUCCUAGAUGGCAGAGGGGACUCAGAAGAUCCAAAUUGUAUUCCCAGUACUGAACAGUUGCCUCAGGCAACCAUGCUAAAGAAAAUCACCCUCCAGAGCAGCUGGGAUCAAGAGAACAUACAAAGUACAAAGAGGAAGCGAACACAUAGGACAGGUGAGCAAGAGGAAACAGGCUCUUUCUCUCAAUGUGCAGUCAAACUCCUUCAAGAUAGCAAAUUUGAUCAGUGUCAGAAUACCCUACAUUGUAAUAUAAAUAAGCCUUCUCGACAGACAUUUGUAAUUCAUAAAUCAGAAAAAGAUAACUUAUUUCCAAACCAAAAAGAUGAAGAGACCAGUAAUGAAAACUUAGAAGUUGCAAAUGAAUUUCAUAGAGCUAAUAUUUCCACCAAAGAUAAUGAAAAUAUAUGUGACUAUGAGACCCAGACUAUGUUGGACUUGAAAAAGUAUGUCAAUGCUCAGCAAAAUCAAACAAAAGUAAAUAAGCCUAAACAGAAAAUAAAUCGGAGGACAAAAAUAAUUUCUAGUAUGAACCAAAUAUAUGAGGAUAAUGACAAAGAUAUUUGUGUUUUAGAAAAAGAUAACUUUCCCCUCCAAAUCCAAGCAAAUAAAGAGACCACCUAUGGAAAUGUAGAAGCUUCAAAACAAUUUGAAGCACCUCCACUUUUCACAAGAAACAAUGAAAACUUACAUGAUUGUAAGACCCAGAAUAUUCUGGAUUCGCACAAGCAGAUCACUAGUAUAUACCCUGCUCAAAAUGAAUCCCAAAUUAGCAAAAUCCCUAGGAAGAAGGUAAAUCGCAAAACAGAGGUAAUCUCAGUCUCUGUAGUGAAUCAUUUUAGUAAUGACAGAGGUGUUCAUUGUUCAGAAAAGGAUGAGUCUUUCUUACUUGAAAAGGAUAAAGACAUCCCUGAAACCUUGAAAGACUUAAGUAAGUUUGAAAUGCCUGCUUUUUGUAACAAAGAUAGUGAAAAGUUAUGUGAUUAUCAGACUCAAAAGCUCCUGGGGUUGAAAAAGGAUGACCAUAAUGUGCAACCUGCUUGUCACAAUGAUUUAAAAGUAGAUAAGAAGCCUAGACAAAAGGUACAUCGAAAGACAGAAAUCAUUUCUAAAACUAAUCAAAAACAUGAAAAUGAUGGAGAAAGUAUACAUGACCCAUUAAAUAAGAAGCUUUGUCAGGAGGUUAAUAAAUCGGAAAUUGUUUCUCAAAUGAACCGAAUACAUGAGAAUAGUAAUGAAGAUAUGAAUGGCUUUAAAAGCUUUAUCAAAGACCAAGAUGUUAUGAGUUACUGUGGAGAAAUCAAUGGUAAUAAAGAGGAAAACUGUGAUCCAAUUCCAGAUGCUUGUGUACUAGUUAAAAAACACAGGAAAAAAUUACCAGGUGGAGCCAAAAAUAUAUUGACAGGUGAUAAGAGCAGACAUAUUUUGCAGUUAACAGAUUCUUCACAGAAGUCUGUCACCUUAGAAUCUGGAGUACACCAUGACAAUAAGCAAACAGAUUCUGGUCUUGGAGAACCAACUAACCUGCCAAAGAGCCAGAAGCAAAGCACUGUGAGCACGCUGGAAGAUGCCUUCUCUAUGGGUGUGGUAAAAGGAGAAAGCUGCCCAGCCAAAAAAAUUAAUAAAUUGACAUCCAAAUCAAAGAAAAGAAAGACCUCCCUAGAUCUUUCUUCAGAUACCCAUGGGGUGGUGGAGAUAACACCCAACACUGACCACACACAACAAAUUGAUAAGGAAAACUAUUUGGAGAAUGAGAAAAUUACCAAGAGUAAAUCAGACUUUUGCACAAAGGUAUUAAAACCUUUAUCUCAGAUAUGUUCAUCUAACAUAAAGAAUUCUUCCUUGGAUCACGUGUGUGAGAAUUCAGUACCUUUGAGUAUUUCUUCCAGUAAAAAUCUGAUGAUGGAGGAAAAUUCUUCCCUGGAGAGUACAUGCAUCUUUCAAGCAGGUGAUGAUGCUCGUGAAAAGAUGAAGGAGAGAACUCAUAAAAGCUGUCGCAGAACACAAAUGUUGGGAAUAGAUAGAGGAACAUCCCAGGACUUGGUGGAUAGCAGUUCUGUUUUGAGUAACACUGCUAACUCUGAAAAUGCGUCCGAAGAGCAGUCUGCGCAGCUGAUGAGAAGGAAAAGACAGUGUGCCCCUCUCAACCUGAGAGAGCCGAACCUCGUAAGCAAAAUGAGAAGAUGAAGUAGACAAUGGAUCUUAGUUUCUCAGUUCUCAAAGCACAAAUCAGAAGAGAAACGUAACUAGGACCAAGACAUGAAACAUGAAGAAUAUUCUGUUUGGUUUUCACAUGAAGAAGAGUUCUGUUGUUUUCUUUUUUUUUCAUUUUGGGGGAGCUUUCAUGGAUUAUUGCUUUGUCUAUUCUUACAUUGAGGUAUAUGUGCAUAAAAUAGCUAUAUUUCAAAUAGCAAACUUUUUUUUAAAAAGCAUUGGUCAUCACAUACCUUGUUAAUUUAAAUUUCUAUCAAGUAUUAUUUAACCAUUCAACUAUUUUCCUUUUAAACAAAUAAAUACUUCUGCACUGGU